AUGGACCACUUUUCGACAGUGCUGCAGCGACCGCGUCAAUUCGACGAAGACGGCAGCAAUGGCGCCGUCAGCGAGGAUCGAGGCCCACGCGGGGGCCUGCGCGACAUCCUGAACCCCGUGAGCUCGACGACACAGAUUCCGGGGCCAGGAACAUCCAGGGCGCCUGCGCCGCCUCGACCACAUUCGUCAUUCAGUUUGCGGUCUCCAACCCAACAAGCUGACUAUCACCACCCUGGAUCCUACGCUGCCUCGCCAUCAACAGUGGGAAGCCAGGCACCCGUCUCCCGCUCCAUUCUCAACAACCCGUACGGGGCUGCAACAGCGCCCUCACUGCCGCCGUCCUUGCAACCUCCGCCGAGCAUUGCCUCGACAACACCGUCUGGCCUGCAGCACCCAUCUCGAUCACCAGUACACGCGCCGCCGAUCUACUAUUCAUCAGAAACCCGAGAUCGCGAGCCGAUACGCGAGCAACCGACAUCAAGCGGUUUCUACGAUCCGACUACCGACACCAAUCGCGGGCGUGAACGCAGGGUUUCGGAGACUGGCUCCUGGCGUUCCGCUACGCAAAACUCUCCGCCAAAGGCCCGCGAGCCCUACAGUUACUCGCAACCAUCCUCCGAAUACUACAGCACCGGUAAUCACGCAUCCCCGACGGUACCCUACCGACCGCGGAGUCCUGUGAUGCAUCAGCCUUCCUCGCUUGGGGGGUCCACCAGCCCGUCUGCAAGACCGCCCGCGAUCCCGUCACCAAGCAUGAGGCAUCUCGCCAUGCCCAGCGCGGCCACUAACGGCGGGGCAUCAGCUGUCCUGCCGGCACUAGCACGGACCGAAUCCCCUGCACCUUCCUCUAAAGCUCCGACAGCUAGUACCCCCAGCCGUGCAGCUGGUGUGAUGUCUUUCUCGAACAUUCUCUCAAGCUCCGAGCCUCUCUCUAAACCUCGACCGAUAUCUCCCGUCGCCGGCGACGGGCUAAGCCUCUCAGUCAAGCCGGAGAAACCCGAUAGGGCGGACAAGACAGAGAAGGAGAGGAGAGUGGCGCGCAAGGGCAUCAAGCCACCACGCAUUUCCGAUAUCAGGAGCACCGAAUCAACCCCCAAGAUACCCCGUCGCCCAGCGUUGCCCAAGCUUGAAACCCCUUCUUCGGUGCGGAUUCCUCCCAAGCGGUUGCCUAAUGGUCUUCCAAAGCACAAGGUCUUCUCCGCCGAGAAGGAGAAAAAGAUCCGAGAGCUGAUGGAACAAGUCGACUUCGAGGACGUUGACGAAACCGACUUCGAGGACGAGCUCUAUGCCUGGAAGGAGCGCGCCCAGCGUCGCCGAGAGGAAAUGAAUCGCCGAGAUGUGACCCACCGGCAGGCCCGGCGGGCCGAUUUUGCUCACAUGGAAGCUGAGAAGCUCCAAGCGCAAGCCGACUAUGGCAAGGCGCGGUAUUACGAGAUACACUACGAGGAAGCGUUGCAGGAGGUCCGAGAACAGGAGGUGUUCGCCGAGAAGGAGCGCAAGAAAGAUAUGCAGCGUAAGAGGCGACGCGAGAAGUCGAUGGCUACGACUAUGGACCAGAGAGCCGCUGCGCUCGCUCGAGCUUCUGCUGCCCAGGACGAGGCCGAGCGCCAGAAGUACAUGCGUGAGGCUGAGCGUGCAAACAAGAAAGUACAGCAGACCAAGUACAUCUUGCAAAAGGGCCUCAAGGGACCUGCUCGCAACAUUGGUCCCAUCGAACCGAAUCUCGAGGGCGGCACCAUGGCGACCUUCUCCGCCGAGAAUAUGGAACCCGGAAAGGCCAAAGGCAAGGCCCGUUCAGGUUCCAGGCUCAAGAAGUCAAAGGAGCAGAAACAAGCGGAGAAGGAGGCUGCCGAAGCAGCCCAAGCAGCUCUGGAUGCCGGCGAGGAGCUUCCUAGCAGGGAAGAGACUGCCAAGAUACGCAUCAAGUUCAGUAAAUCCAAGGCCGCCAGGGAGGAUACAGACAAGGAGAACAAAGAACCCAAGGAGGCCAAGGACAAGGAAAGGGCCGUUGAGGAGCCCAAAGACGCGCUCGAGACCAAGUUCCAGUCCAAGGGAUUCAUCCAGAUCUAUGACCAGAUCUGGCGCGACCUCGCCAGGAAGGAUGUCAACAAGGUCUUUAGGCUGGCAACCGACUCUUACUCGACAAAAGCAUCCAAUCUCAAGAAAACGGCCAUCCUCGCGUCCAAGGAAGCGAAGCGAUGGCAGCUGCGGACGAACAAAGGCACCAAGGAUUUGCAGGCCCGUGCCAAACGCGUCAUGCGCGACAUGAUGGGCUUCUGGAAGCGCAACGAGCGUGAAGAGCGUGACCUCCGCAAGGCCGCUGAGAAGCAGGAGCUCGAGAACGCGCGCAAGGAAGAGGCGGACCGCGAAGCUGCCCGGCAGAAGCGAAAGCUCAACUUCCUCAUCUCUCAGACCGAGCUGUACUCUCACUUCAUCGGCAAGAAGAUCAAGACGAACGAAGUCGAGCGUAGCACCGAUCAUCCCGAUGAGGCCACCGAAGAUAAGGAUGCCAUCCCCGAGCACACUCUGAACAUCGUGGAGCCCUCAGGACCUGUCGGGGCCAAGGUCACCAACUUUGAGAGUCUUGACUUUGAUGCGGCUGAUGACUCGGUCCUUCAGGCCGCUGCCAUGGCCAAUGCGCAGAACGCCAUCGCUGAGGCGCAAAAGAAGGCCCGCGAAUUCAACAAGGAUACUAACCUCGAUGAGGACGGCGAGAUGAAUUUUCAGAACCCCACUGGCAUGGGCGAUGUCGAGAUUGAGCAGCCAAAGCUUCUCAAUUGUCAGCUCAAGGAAUAUCAGCUUAAGGGCCUCAACUGGCUGGCCAACCUUUACGAGCAGGGCAUCAACGGCAUUCUCGCCGACGAAAUGGGUCUCGGCAAGACUGUGCAGUCCAUCUCCGUCAUGGCCUACCUGGCUGAGCGGUACGAUAUCUGGGGCCCCUUCCUCGUCGUGGCUCCCGCAUCGACGUUGCACAACUGGCAGCAGGAGAUCACGAAAUUCGUACCCGAGUUCAAGGUCCUGCCUUAUUGGGGUACCGCGACGGACCGCAAAGUACUUCGGAAGUUCUGGGACCGCAAGCAUACGACAUACAAGAAGGACGCACCCUUCCAUGUCAUGAUUACGUCUUAUCAACUUGUCGUCUCCGAUGUUGCUUACUUCCAGAAGAUGAAGUGGCAGUACAUGAUCCUCGACGAAGCCCAGGCCAUCAAGAGCUCCCAGAGCUCGCGCUGGAAAUGCCUUUUGGGCUUCCAUUGCCGGAACAGGUUGCUGCUCACGGGUACGCCGAUCCAGAACAACAUGCAAGAGCUGUGGGCGCUUCUGCACUUCAUCAUGCCGUCCCUGUUCGACUCCCACGACGAGUUCAGCGAAUGGUUUUCCAAGGACAUUGAGUCGCACGCGCAGAGCAACACGAAGCUUAACGAGGACCAACUCAAGCGUCUCCACAUGAUUCUGAAGCCUUUCAUGCUUCGCCGCGUCAAGAAGCACGUGCAGAAGGAACUUGGCGACAAGAUCGAGUUGGACGUGUUCUGCGACCUCACGUACCGACAGCGGGCCAUGUACGCGAAUCUGCGCAACCAGAUCAGCAUUAUGGAUUUGAUCGAGAAGGCGACGCUCGGCGACGAUGACUCGGCCAGUCUUAUGAACCUCGUCAUGCAGUUCCGGAAGGUCUGCAACCACCCAGACUUGUUUGAACGCGCUGAUACUUCUUCCCCCUUCUCCUGCGGCUACUUUGCCGAGACCGCUUCAUUCGUUCGGGAAGGGAACAAUGUAAUUGUUGGUUACUCGACGCGCAGCAUGAUCGACUACGAGCUGCCUAGGCUCGUCUGGCGCGAGGGAGGACGUUUGUACAAUGCCGGGCCCGACAACCUGACCGCCGGGUUCCGAAACAAGUACCUGGAUCACAUGAUGAAUAUUUGGACGCCCGACAACAUUCGCGACAGCCUUGGGGGCUCCGACAACUUCACGUGGCUCCGCUUUGCCGACGUUAGCGCGCAGGAGGUCUACCGCGCCAGCCACAAGGACGUCUUUGCUCGUGCAGUGGACAUGGUAGCACAGAAGAACCGACUGGGAGAUAUCAAGGUCGUGUACAGCGAGCCCGAGGACCAGAACUGGACUCCUGCACACGCCCUUUUCCAGAUUGCGAAGCGAGAGGACCGCAAGCCUCUCGCCGAGGUUACCGUCGAUGGUGUCCUUGGAAGCCUGAUGAACGUUGCCCGUUCUACGUUCUAUGAUCUGGGCCUUGGACGGCUUGAGCAGGCUGCUCGCGCUCGUGCGACAGCUCCCCCGAUUGAGGUUCUUUGUGACAGUCGUGGCUCCGUCAUUGAACGUGAAAAUGUGCUGUUCAACGCCCCUAUGCGCAAGGCGCUGUACGGUCCUACACCGGUAGAGGCGAAGGCCUUCGUCACGCAAAACGUCCCGCCCGAAUUCUACCCCGCUCCUCCCCUGCUGCCGGCCCCGGACAACGAGAAACAGCGGUUCACGAACAUCACGGUGCCAUCGAUGCGUCGCUUCGUCACCGACUCUGGCAAGCUUGCCAAACUCGACGAGCUUCUGCGGGAGCUAAAGGAAGGUGGCCACCGUGUGCUCCUGUACUUCCAGAUGACUCGCAUGAUCGAUCUCAUGGAAGAGUAUCUCACCUACCGCAACUACAAGUACUGCCGUCUAGAUGGUUCCACCAAGCUCGAAGACAGACGCGACACGGUCGCCGACUUCCAGACCCGGCCCGAAAUUUUUAUCUUCCUCCUCUCCACUCGCGCCGGUGGUCUCGGCAUCAACCUCACAUCGGCCGACACCGUCAUCUUCUACGACUCGGACUGGAACCCGACCAUCGACUCGCAGGCCAUGGACCGUGCGCACCGCCUCGGCCAGACCAAACAAGUAACAGUCUACCGCCUCAUCACGCGCGGCACUAUUGAGGAGCGCAUCCGCAAGCGCGCGAUGCAAAAGGAGGAGGUGCAGCGCGUCGUCAUCACGGGCGGGUCCUCGGCGGCGGGCGGCGGCGUCGACUUCUCGGGCCGUAGGGCGCCCGAGAACCGCAACCGCGACAUCGCCAUGUGGCUCGCCGACGACGAGCAGGCCGAGAUGAUUGAGCGGCGCGAGAAGGAGCUGCUCGAGAGCGGCGAGUACGAUAAGAUUCAGAAGAAGCGGAGCGGCAAGCGCAAGCGCGCAGGCGAAGGGGCCACUGCCGCGGCCGUCAGUCUGGAUGAGAUGUACCAUGAGGGCGAGGGUCAUUUCGACGAUAACAAGGGUUCGGGCACUGCGACUCCCACUGCCGAGGAUGCCCGCGCCGGCAAGCGCAAGAAGACGGGUGGCAGCAAGAAGGCCAAGACGACGAAGCAACGGCUGGCGAUCGCUGACGGCGAGAUCGAUAUCUAA
Molecule: messenger RNA, 5376 nt
Organism: Parathielavia appendiculata
Lineage: Eukaryota; Fungi; Ascomycota; Sordariomycetes; Sordariales; Chaetomiaceae
Product: INO80-like protein
Exons: 4
Coding region: 1-5376 (1791 amino acids)
Biological process (GO): DNA-templated transcription; DNA repair; chromatin remodeling
Cellular component (GO): Ino80 complex; nucleus
Molecular function (GO): DNA binding; histone binding; ATP binding
Source: RefSeq, a predicted model, not a curated record